Molecule: messenger RNA, 843 nt
Organism: Vespa crabro (European hornet)
Lineage: Eukaryota; Metazoa; Arthropoda; Insecta; Hymenoptera; Vespidae
Product: GATA zinc finger domain-containing protein 15-like
Exons: 1
Source: RefSeq, a predicted model, not a curated record
AAUAAUAAUAAUGAUAAUAAUAAUAAUAAUAAUAAUAAUAAUAAUAAUAAUAAUAAUAGUAAUAAUAAUAAAAAUAAUAAUAAUAAUAAUGAUAAUAAUAAUACUAAUAAUAAUAAUAAUAGUAAUAAUAAUAGUAAUAAUAAUAACAGUAAUAAUAAUAAUAACAGUAAUAAUAACAAUAAGAUUAAUAAUAAUAAUAAUAAUAACAGUAAUAAUAGCAAUAAUAAUAAGUACAAUAAUAAUAAUGACUGUAAUAAAAACAAUAAUAAUAAUAAUAAUAAUAAUAAUAAUAAUAAUAAUAAUAAUAAUAAUAGUAAUAAUAGUAAUAAUAUUAAUAAUAAUAACAGUAAUAAUAACAAUAAUAAUAAUAGUAACAAUAACAGUAAUACUAACAAUAAUAAUUAUAGUAAUAAUAAUAACAGUAAUAAUAACAAUAAUAUUAAUAAUAUUAAUAAUAAUAACAGUAAUAAUAAAAAAAAUAAUAAUAAUAUGAAGAUGAAUGACAGUAAUAAUAAGAAUAAUUGUAACAAUAUCAGUAAUAAUAAUAUUAAUAAUAAUAAUAAUAAUAAAAAUAGUAAUAAUAGUAAUUAUAAUAGUAAUAAUAUUAAUAAAAAUAGUAAUAAUAAUAAUAAUAGAAACAAUAAAAGUAAUAAUAAUAAUAAUAGUAAUAAUAGAAAUAAUAAUAUUAAUUGUAAUAAUAAUAAUAGUAAUAAUAAUAAUAAUAGUAAUAUUAAAAGUAUUAGUAAUAAUAAUAAUAAUAAUAGAAAUAAUAAUAAUAAUAAUAAUAAUAAUAAUAAUAAUAAUAGUAAUAUUUAUAAUAAUAAUAGGAAUAAUAAGACUAAU